Molecule: messenger RNA, 2387 nt
Organism: Hypoxylon trugodes
Lineage: Eukaryota; Fungi; Ascomycota; Sordariomycetes; Xylariales; Hypoxylaceae
Exons: 2
Coding region: 538-2310 (590 amino acids)
Source: RefSeq, a predicted model, not a curated record
GCAUCGCGAAAGAAGAGUCAACCACCCAAAAAAUAAAACCAAAAACUCAGCCAACUCAACCCUCAAACCAGCUCAGCCCCGAUGCUGACGAAUUCUUGGUUUAAAUCUGUCUUUACCGUUCGUUACAACGCCACUGACGACAACGUAAUUCAUAUUCAGUGACUAUUUUAUUUCAGGGACUCGAUUGUGAAUUUUCAAUUACAUACCGACACCUGACAAGUUAAUUUUGGGUGCCUGGUUCGUUCGGAUGUGCUGUCGAAAUCAAAGUAUUAAUCCCUGUCCACGUUGACGAUAGACGAUAUAUAUUUAGAUUCAACCCAACCCUGUGGUUAAACCUUGGAUCGACAGACAUUUCCCUUCGACACGAGGUGGCGCGAUCGAUUAAACUUCCCUGGUUUUAUUCGCACGAUCAGGGGAUACGCCUCAUCUUCAUUCUUUAUCCCUGUUCUUUUUACUCAUCAUCUUUAGGCCGGACUCUCAUAUAAAACAAUACCCUCACAUUCUAAGAAAUCUGCGAAACUGGAUAAAUCAACAAAUAUGUACGAGGGCGAAUAUGUUGAGGCACGUUCGCUAGCCUCAUUAAACUAUCUAGCCGCCAAUCCGCCGCAAUAUCCGAAAAAGCCUAACGAAGAAAGGCAAGAUCCGAUCACUCUAUACAUUUCAAGAGUACCCGGUACAAGAGAUAUCAUCCUCUCAACUCAAAAACCACAGGUUAAGAAUGUCACAGCAGAAGAUGUGGCUAGUUCAUUAUACUACGUUCAUUUAAACACCCCUGAAGAUGAGGCACUUAUACCGCCCCCUAGCCAGGCCUUACCUUCAUCGUCUCCUAGAACGAGCGAGGAGAGCUCAAGGUCAGGUAACCAGAUCCAUAGGAAGCCGGUACCUGGGGGCUCAAGUCUCGCCUCAUCACGAACAGACGAUAAUGGACAAUUACCUCCACUCGGAAAAGAAAACCAAGGGUAUGGCAGUUCAGCGCAAAUCCCGAUAAGAAAGCCAAUUCCUCAAUCUGGCCCACCGGGUCCUUCGCAACAGUCCCUAUCCCCUCAACCCGCGCCACCAGCCGUUCCCGUUCACAGAAAACCUCUUGGUCCUAGACCGGUUACAGCGGACUCUUAUGACAGAAACUUACCACGAGGACCAGUUUACGACCAACCAGAAUAUCCACCUAGAUUAAGUAUGGAUCAACCACCAUUACCAGCUCGACCAAGUGAAUUACCAGAUCCCUAUAGUUCAAUUGGUAAUGGCCGAUCACCAUCGCCCACUAAACAGCGUCCAUUCGCCCCGUUUUCUUUAACCCUAAUUAGGAGAGAUCCGAGCUCAGGCCAGCAAUGGAACGUUGGAAAAGUAGCAUCGUUCCAAUUAGAAAACCCCGAGCUCAUUAACGAUGAAAAGCAUCACCAACCUUCUCCGUCGAUUAUUAUACAUUUAGAGACAUCCGGAUACGCUAAAUUCCGCGGUAUGCCCGCUCAAGCACCCGCGGAUAUAAGAGGCAGUCUCGACCUCCGUCCUGGAAGCGCAUCCUCCGCAUCACGUUUCCCGGCACCUGACCUUACUACGGCCUCGAAUGCUUUCGAGCGGCAAGUUAUGAUGUCAUAUUCGAAAUCGUUCACCGCUGGUUUGCGAGAGAAAUUCCGGCACCAUCGUGGUUCAUCCGAUGAUGAUCGAGCGGUUUCACCCGCUAACCGACCACAGCAUGACCGACACGGAAGUGUCGCUUCUAUAGGGUCGUUCGGUGGGGAUUUUGAUGGCGGCGAGGCUCCGGUUAUCACCCAGCCCGCCCCUGGUCUCCGACCGCGCGGUUAUGUGUUUAAUUCCCCAUGGGGUGGUCGCUGUGAAUUCGUAACUGGAAAUGCGGGGCGUAGUCUUAGAUGCUUGCAUAUCCUCCCGACAUAUACCGGCGCAGUUUUCAACCCACUAGUUGACGGAGGGGAUUCUUGCAGUGGAAAUGGUGGUGGGGCCCACAAAACCAAAGGCCAGCCGAUAAGCGAACUCCGGUUCAACCUUCCAAGUAGCGAGAUCUUCAACGAGAAAAAGUCUGCACCUGAGGGGGCCGCGCGGGCAAGGGAUCAGAUACAGAGCCAGUUUAAUCGGGUGCUUCAAAAGGCGCAAGGUUUAGAUAGGGAUAGUGACGAUGAUGCGGAUUGGCAUCUAGAUCUUAGUCUCGGACGAGAAAGAGCAGGUGGUGGAAAUAGAGGAAAGAGGGCGAAGAUGGGGAAGCUGAUUGUUUUUGAUGAGGGUUUGAAGAUGCUGGAUUUGGUAGUUGCUGCGAAUGUGGGGGUUUGGUGGACUUCUUGGGAGAGAACUUAUUAAGUAAUCAAGGGUAUUGUUUCGUUGGGGUGGUACGAGGGUUGUGGUAAUGAGAAGGGUAAGGGUAUGACAAUGGAGGG